GGCAGUUGCUCAGCGGAGUGGCACAUGCACCGGGUCUGCUAUACAUUGUUUCCUUGACACCCUCUUCUUCAUUUCUGGUGGUAGGACGCUAUUAGCUCCUCUUAUCCUAAUACAUUUUUUAGGCUUUCCACUAUUUGCUUCGUCAAACCAAGCCACCAAGACAACGCGGCGUCACACCUCUCUAGUUUUCUUAAAUUCCCUUCUGGGGUCCAGUCAUCUCCCGUUCACUUCCUCUCUUCACACCCUGGUCUCGUCACAUCGCGUAACCCUCAUUUAUGAGAACGCGAACUCUAGGCAGACUCAAAAAGUCGUUGCCUUUUGUUUUGACACAUUCAACGCCACCAAACAAUCAACCAUUACCCAAAAAUCCUAUGAGUGCCUCAUCGUCAUCGAAUACCGCCCCGGUGGCAGCAACCGCUGCAUACUCCACGACCGUCUCCAAGAUCCCCGGUCGAUCCUUGAUCCCCAACGACGCAAAGUCUAAUCCUCACCAUGUUGUUAAAGGUGGCAGCGUGACUGGGUUCAAAAACCCAUAUCCUUCAUGGAACGACCUCGUCAGCCCUGCCAAGAUGCUGCGUCGAGUGGUCUGGCCGAUCUUGACAGGCGAGCUAAAAUUGCCUGAUACUUCUCCCCCGACUGUCAAUGUCGUUAAGCCCGAAUGGCUCCCUAGUCGCAAAGCAUCCGACAAGCUCCGCGCUACAUGGCUUGGCCACGCCUGCUACUACGUCGAAUACCCGUCCGGCCUCCGAGUGUUGUUUGACCCUGUCUUUGAAGACAGAUGCUCCCCAUUCACAUUCAUGGGCCCCAAGAGAUUCACUCCACGCCCUUGCGAUAUUGCCGACAUUCCCUACGUUGACGCUGUAGUCAUUAGCCACAGCCACUACGACCAUCUAUCCCACACGUCGAUCCUUGAAAUCCAAAAGAAGCACCCGAAGGUACAAUUCUUUGUUGGUCUCGGCUUGGAAACCUGGUUCCGCAAGUCAGGCCUAAACAACGUCACCGAGCUUGAUUGGUGGGAAGAUGCCGAUUUGACAGUAACAAUUAAAGGCGAAGGCGCAGAGAAGGAGGAGACCAUCACGGCGCAUAUCUCUUGUUUACCCUGCCAGCAUACGUCGGCGCGAACGCCAUUUGACAAGGAUACCACGCUCUGGUGCUCAUGGGCUGUCAAGUCUGGAGAGAAGAGUGUUUGGUUUGGCGGAGACACAGGCUAUCGUGCCGUUCCUCAGAUCCAGGCCAACGUAGACGACUACGGCCCCGAGUUCGAAGCCCUUCCUAGAUGCCCACAGUUCAAACAAAUAGGCGAUCUGCGCGGGCCCUUCGAUCUUGGCUUGAUCCCUAUUGGCGCGUAUUACCCCCGAGCCGCAUUCUCUGCAAUGCAUGCGAAUCCUUUCGACUCUGUCGAGAUUUUCGUCGACACUAAAUGCGAAAAGGCCAUGGGCAUUCAUUGGGGCACAUGGGCACUGACGAUGGAGGAGGUUCUGGAGCCGCCACAAUUGCUCAAGAAGGCACUUGUGAGAAAGGGUAUCCCUGAAGAAGGAGUGUUUGAUGUUUGCGAUAUUGGUGCUAGCAGAGAGUUUUAGUAGCUUUGUUUAUUGUUCUACAGGGCUAAGCUGCCUGGUUUGUAUAAUAAUAGUGUUCUAGCGGGAUUUGAAGUUAUUUAUGGAAAUACCAUCAUCUAUUUAUUGAUAUCCGUUCUCAACGUUGCCUUUAUGUGGCCUAUAAAUAGAAAACUCGCUUCUACAUUAACCACGAAUGGAAUGGCAACCAAGUACCCAUAUUUAUAUUUUGGCUCAUCUGUAUAAGCACAGGUCGUGCCAUAUCCAAAGAACGCCGGUAGCCCAAUAAACGCCAAAUAAAAUGCUUUAAUGUAUAAAAUUGUCAUGGCUGGCGCAGCCUCGCAAGAGCUGCUGCAACCCCAUCAGACACCUCUUCAGAAGGAGGCUUUUGUUGGUUUUCACUUGACACCUUGGGUUCCUGCGCCCCGGGAUUAUCGUCAUCGGAGUCGCUAUCGCUCGGUUCAGCGGCAAAUUGGAAAGUCUUCUUCGGUGCUGUGUUGGAAGCUUGUGAAUGGCUCCCGGUAGCGGGCGUCGAUGCGCCAGACCUGCUUGACGGCGUGGGGCCAUACAUUUCUCGCAGUGGGACAGCUGAGACGGGGAUUGAUGUAUCGCCCCGCGGUUUUGCCCUUCUCUUAGCCGCCUUGACUGCCCUAAAUGGUUCUUCCACUGCCGAAGUCCAUCGCUUGACUUUGGCGCCACCCCAGCCGCUCAAGGAGCUGAGCUGCUCCGCGUCUGCGUUGAUGGCAUUCUUCAAGCUGCCAAAAUUAGCAACCAGCGAUACAGCAUCCGACUUGUUCAAGCUUCGUGGAACGGUGACAAAAUCAAUCAACUUUUCAGCGUACGUCGAUGACUGCUUGCCCUUAAUGGCUUCGAAGUUGGCGUGCUCGUACGCUUUAUAGAGCUCGAGAUAGCGCGCAGCUUCGGCAGCGGACCAGCAAGCGAUGAUCGUGACAUUGUUGACGACAGAUGUCUUGGAUAGCUCCUUCAGCGAGUCUUCAUGAUUGGGAAUAUCGACCAUGGUAAGAAGAAUUCGGAGUAGAUAUUUGCCUUGCAGGUCGCGAAUUCGUUUGUAGACGUAUUCGGGAUGAAGGCGAUGAUACUUGAG
Molecule: messenger RNA, 2661 nt
Organism: [Torrubiella] hemipterigena
Lineage: Eukaryota; Fungi; Ascomycota; Sordariomycetes; Hypocreales; Clavicipitaceae
Source: the annotation of a GenBank genome assembly